AUGCCUUCGACGGCGCAUCCGGGAGGUGGUGUCGGUGCUCUCCCCAAUGGGUCCAGCCAUCCAGACCUGUUAUUUCAGCCACAUGAUAUGCACUUGUCCGGAUCAGAGCUUCCAGAUCCCUCAGUAUGGCAGGCUUUGGGAAGACAAGCCACUAUGGACCCGUUCUCGGUUGGUGAGGACAUGAACAUUGAUUCUGUUGGUCUUGACUUCUACGCCCAGAACGGAUUCGAUUGCCGCAAGGACAUCAACGAGGAAACAGGCGCGGCGAUUCUUGGACCGGUGAUAUCCUUCUCAUCUACAGUGCUCCGUAGCCAGGCCGAGGCGUCCGUCAUGGGCUCCUUGAUCGCGGAUUAUAUAGCCUGGCUUAGGAAGGUACCCCCAGGCGGUGGCGGCUCGGUCAAUGAAGGCCCGCACUAUGUGGGCAUUCUGGAGACACUCGAAACACGUGUCCGGGAACUCUGUGACAGUAGCCAGUCCAAAAGCAACAGCGCGUUGCGAGAGCUGAUAACGGCACUGGAAGGGAUCGCACCGCCUGGUGGUGCUAUGGCUACAAGACUCGCUAGCCUUGACGAGGAACUCCAGGACCAAGCACGCGAGCGUGCCGAAUUUUUCCGCUCUCGGUACAACAUAUGCGCCCUUCUGACGGAGCAGGCUCGUAACAUCUCACAAUGA
This is a messenger RNA of Neoarthrinium moseri, 672 nucleotides long. RefSeq lists its product as uncharacterized. The transcript has a single exon. Bases 1 to 672 code for a protein of 223 amino acids. The record is from RefSeq and is a predicted model, not a curated record. NCBI's taxonomy places the organism in Eukaryota, Fungi, Ascomycota, Sordariomycetes, Amphisphaeriales, Apiosporaceae.